This is a messenger RNA of Anguilla anguilla (European eel), 2840 nucleotides long. It is a transcript of the gene desma, whose product is annotated as desmin a. NCBI's taxonomy places the organism in Eukaryota, Metazoa, Chordata, Actinopteri, Anguilliformes, Anguillidae. The coding region runs from base 71 to 1462 and encodes 463 amino acids. The record is from RefSeq and is a predicted model, not a curated record. Gene Ontology annotation, biological process: skeletal muscle organ development. Gene Ontology annotation, cellular component: Z disc; cell-cell junction; sarcolemma. The transcript is spliced from 10 exons.
GUAUUCGCGCCUCCAGCCCCGGUCUCUCCUGCCCUUCGCCGCGCCACGUCCCACGGAACUCCCGCCAGCCAUGAGCCGCUCGUACGCCUCCUCCGCCCAGUCCGCCUCCUCCUACCGCCGGACCUUCGGCUCGGGCUUCGGCCUCCCCGCCUCGCUGUCCCGCUCCGUGCUCUCCGGGCGCGGCUCCGGCUCCUCCAAGAUGGCCUCCCGCACCUACGAGAUGACCAAGAGCUCCUCGUACCCGAGCUACUCCAGCUACCGCGCCUCCUCCUCCUCGGGCUACGGCGGCGGCGCGGCGGCGGGCGCCUCCCGCUCCUACGCCGGCCUGGGCGAGACGCUGGACUUCGGCCUGGCCGACGCCAUGAACCAGGACUUCCUGCAGACGCGCACCAACGAGAAGGCCGAGCUGCAGCACCUGAACGACCGCUUCGCCAGCUACAUCGAGAAGGUGCGCUUCCUGGAGCAGCAGAACCAGACGCUGGUGGUGGAGAUCGAGCGGCUGCGCGCCCGCGAGCCCACGCGCGUCGCCGACAUGUACGAGGACGAGAUGCGGGACCUGCGUCGCCAGGUGGAGGCGCUGACCAAUCAGAGGGCCCGCGUGGAGGUGGAGCGGGACAACCUGGCCGACGACCUGCAGAAGCUCAAGCUCAGAUUGCAGGAGGAAAUUCUUCAGAAGGAUGAGGCUGAGAACAACCUGGCUGCAUUCAGAGCCGACGUGGACGCCGCCACCCUGGCCAGGCUGGACCUGGAGAGACGCAUCGAGACCCUCCAGGAGGAGAUCGCCUUCCUCAAGAGGAUCCACGAGGAGGAGAUCCGCGAGCUGCAGGCCCAGAUGCAGGAGACGCAGGUGCAGGUGCAGAUGGACAUGUCCAAGCCGGACCUGACCGCAGCGCUGCGGGACAUCCGGGCCCAGUACGAGGGCAUCGCCGCCAAGAACAUCUCCGAGGCUGAGGAGUGGUACAAGUCCAAGGUGUCAGAUCUGAACCAGGCCGUGACUAAGAACAACGAUGCCCUGCGUCAGGCCAAGCAGGAGACCAUGGAGUUCAGGCACCAGAUCCAGUCCUACACCUGCGAGAUCGACUCCCUCAAGGGGACCAACGAGUCUCUGAUGAGGCAGAUGAGGGAGAUGGAGGACCAGCACGGUCGGGAGGCCGGAGGCUUCCAGGACGCCAUCGCCCGUCUGGAGGCCGAGAUCGCCAACAUGAAGGACGAGAUGGCCAGGCACCUGCGCGAGUACCAGGACCUGCUCAACGUCAAGAUGGCCCUGGACGUAGAGAUCGCCACCUACAGGAAGCUGCUGGAAGGAGAGGAGAGCCGAAUUUCCAUUCCUGUGCAGGCAUACUCCAGCCUCAGCUUCCGAGAAACAAGUCCGGAGCACCAACGCUCAUCUGAAGUCCACUCCAAAAAAACAGUCCUGAUCAAGACCAUCGAGACUCGCGAUGGAGAGGCUAGCUACGAAUAGCCGAGGGGGGCCUCAUGAGCUCGUUGUGUCGUCAGUGAAUCCACUCAGCACCAGGAGGACGUCAUGUAGGACACAGAAGAGAGGAAAGCAAAGGAGGAAAAAAAAAAGAAAUAAAAUUAUGUGUAAAAAAAAAACAAAGACAUUCGCAUCCAAAUGGUGACCCCUCAAUUUGUUAAAGGACUGGCACAGUUUUUAAUGCACGCAAGUAAACGGCUCACUAAUGACACAGAGGCUUGAUAAGUACUGCAGAAAUGGAAAAAAAUGAAAAAGGUAGAAAAUAAAAGGAACGAGAAAAAGAGGACAGGAGAAAGUGAAUGAUCAAAAUGCACCGCUGCUGCCCAUACAGAAAUAGAAUGCACUGCAAUAUAUUGCAAAUAUAUGGACUGUGAAAUUAUAUUUCAUCAGAGCAUAAUAUAUUGCAAUAUAUUAAAGAACCAAUGUGCAUAUUUGUCAACAUAUUGAAGUGUUGCAGUAUAUUGAUAUUAUAUUUCAAUCUAUUUUCAAACAUAUUUCAUUUCCAUAAGGAAAAAACUGUGAUUACAGCUGAGUCUCUAUUGUGAGUGUGCAUCCAUGCACGUAUGUGUGCGCAUGUGUGUUUAUCUCCCACAGUUUAAAGAAUGCCAUUCUAGGCAGCAGAAGUCUACACUCAUCAGAUGAUCUUAUUACGAAAAAAGAUCUCACCGUUUGAGUUGCAGAGUUUCAAUCAUAGUGGCCAUCCGCUUCACACAUGCUGUUUCCACUGUGGGGUGUCUGUACGGCUGGGCAUGGCAGGAAGUAGGUGGGUGUGGCUGAAGCAUGUUGGUCCAAUCAGAAGGAGGAUGGGGUCUGUGGCCUCACUGAAGAGCGAUCUCGGCUUUCUGGCUUUUCACAAGGGCUGCCGACCCACUCAGAAAUAGGGCUGUAUCUAUGAGCUAGAAAUUUGCAUCCUUUGCUCCGUCAUUUUUUUCCCCCCCAAGUUCCAAUGUUUCCAGGUGGAAAAGCACUUUGACUUGAAUCAGUAGUCACCUUCAGAUCAGUGCAAGGAGCAAGCUACUUCAGAGUACUUGGACAAAGCCAAAGAUCUGGCUCUGUAUGCUACAACAUUCAGGCAUUUCACCAGGAAAAAAUCACUUUUGGCAAUGAGCAAAGAUUCAAAUGUGACCAACGUACUGCUGGAGUUUCACGGAGCGUGAAACAUGUUAUCACUCUUUAUACUGCCAAAGUCACUGCAAUGCACUUGCACCUGUCACUUGAGUCUGACACUAGCAGUUGAUAAUUACACAUCUGUCAGAAAAAUUGGUUCAAUCUGUGUAGUUACGUGAGUUGAUAUCUUAAACUCACUGUACCAUGUAGUGGCUAUUCAUCUAGUUCAGUAAUAAACUAUGUGUUUUCACAGACA